Molecule: messenger RNA, 3060 nt
Organism: Naegleria fowleri
Lineage: Eukaryota; Heterolobosea; Eutetramitea; Acrasida; Naegleriidae
Exons: 6
Coding region: 1-3060 (1019 amino acids)
Biological process (GO): proteolysis
Molecular function (GO): serine-type endopeptidase activity
Source: RefSeq, a predicted model, not a curated record
AUGAUGAUGGUAAAUGCUGAACCCUUAACAUCCACAAUAUUAAGCACCAACACCCAACGAAAUAUUCCCUUCGUUGCCCUUAUUCAGGACGACAAUGUACGGAAUGAAAUGGAAAAGGAGAGUCGAGUAUUCACUUUGGCACAUGAGAAUAAUUUGCUUCAUGAUACAAAGAGAUUGAGUGAGUUGAUGAACCGAAGAGAAAUGGCUAAAAGUGUUCGAGCCACCAUGAAGAAGAGAUAUAGCAACGCCUCCUGCUUGCGACGAGAGGAUUCUCUCUCAGACGCGAUUUCAAAUCAAAACCAACCUCUGGAAUUUGUUUCCUCACUUUCGGAGCCUAAUUCUCAAUUCAUUGUCAAAUUUAAACCAUUCCAUCCUCAAGAAGAAGAGGCCAAACUCAAAAACAACAAGGCCCAACAACAGCUUUCAUUAUAUAUUAAGGCUGGACAUGCACUAGGGUAUGCCGAUACGUUCGCACUGGUUUCAAGAACUUCCGAUCUCGUCAGACAUGUCGGGCAAGAUGCCACUCAAAACAUUGAAUACAUCUCAGAGAUGGAGCCAAGGUUCAAGAGCGACUUGAACUUUGCCAAGAUCCAAGAACUUGCAAUGAAUCAAACUCGUCUUCAUCAGGAUUCCCCAAGACUAGCUAGUGGAGAAAAUGAACCAUUCCCAAAACACAUGCAAGUCAUUGUCACUCUUCUUCCAUCUAUUGACGCUGUGAUUGAUGAGUUGGAGCUAGAAGAGGCCACAAUGGUGGCACAAGAGUUGAAAUCUUUGUUAGGUCCCUAUUUUGAAAAGAAGGCCAUUUCCCACUUCAAUUUGGUGGACAAGGAGAGAAUUGAGAUUUCUUUCUCGCCUCUCGAGGCUUUUGAAAUUAGUGAGUUGCUCAAAUCAAAUCCUCACGUACAUUUCAUUGAGAGAAAACCUUUCUUCGGACUGUUGAACAUGCGGGCAAGUUCCAUGAUGCAAUCCACAGGGCCUCAUCCAUCCGUGGCCAUGUCGUCCACUCCAUUUUAUGACCUAGGAGUACUGGGAUCGAAUCAAAUUGUAGCCGUCUCAGAUACUGGAAUUGAUUGGGAUAGUUGCUUAUUUUACGACUCUUCCAAUCCAACCAUCACAGUCAAUACUCUUAAUACAAAGCAUCGAAAAAUUGUGGAGUAUGACACAGUUGUUGUGUCGCAAGGAAGCACGACCUAUAAAAGUGACAACAAGGAUGGAGUGGAUGGUCAUGGAACACAUGUUACAGCCUCAAUCUGUGGCUCCAUUCAAAAUUUAAAGCACAACGAUACCUCCAACCCAGUGAACAAGUAUCACGGAAUAGCUCCAAAUGCCAAACUCUAUUUCAUCGAUAUUCAACAAACUGGACAAUCACAACUAUUAAUACCCACUACAGUGAGUGCAAUUUUUAUGCCAGCCUAUUACUCUAACGCAAGAAUCUUUUCCAACUCUUGGGGAAGUGGACCAGACUUGAUCUUUAGCUGUUCCUAUGACUGUCAAAAUUGCCGUUGGAAAAUUGAUAUCGAUGGUUUCAAGGCUGGUGACUCUAUUACCAACAAUCAAUGCAAAGAGUUGUUUGGAGUGGACACUUGUUGCUCCAUCUACAACAAGUACAAUUCUCAGUGCAAAGAUAUCGACACCACACUAUGGAAAAAUCAAGACGCUAUUGCUCUCUUUGCUCAAGGCAAUUCUGGAGCUAUUUCUUCAAGAUCGAACGUUGGUUCUCCUGCUGUUUCCAAGAACAUUGUUGCUGUUGGAGCGAGCAUGACCUCCAAUCUUGCCUUGGAAGAAUCUGUUCAGUACGAGGACUUUUUGCUCAAGAUUAAAGAAGCAGGCUUGUCAUUUGCUUCGGAGAGUGAAUGUUGUGCCUACACAGGAACCAAUCAAGAUGCAGUCCAUAACUAUUGCUGUGCAAGUAAGAUGAAAUCCAAGUACACCUCAAACUCUAACAUUUACAAUGAGAAUAAUUUAGCCUACUUUAGUAGCAGAGGACCAGCCUGUGGAAAUCGAAUUAAACCUGACGUCGUUGGAAUUGGACAAAGCAUUGUAUCUGCUCACUCUGACGGAGAUCUCAACACUUUUCAAUGCAGUGCUGGACUCUCUCCAAUACAAGGAAAUUCAGCGGCCUUAAUGACCAACGCAGGUACAAGCAUGGCUACUCCACUUGUUGCUGGUGCUACUGCUCUCCUUCGAGAAUAUUUUCAAACCUAUCAUUCUAUUCCAAAUCCAAGUGGACCUCUGUUAAAGGCAGCAUUGAUCCAUAGUUCCAUACCAUUGGAGGGAUCAGUUGCCAAGAGCUAUGAUGAGUCUUCCAGAAUCCCUCUGGGAGGACUUGGUCGUCCAAAUUCAUACGAAGGUUUUGGGAGAGUGUUCAUUGGAAAUCUACUCAAGAAUAGCGAUGGAACGUCUGUAAGGCUAUCAGUUUUUGAGUCUAUUUUCAAUAUUUCAACUGAAAGUUACAAAUUAUGUUUCAAGCGAAGAGAGCAAUCAACCAUGUCGAAUUCCUCACCAGCAUUUAAGGCAACUCUAACAUGGUAUGAUUAUCCUGGAAGUGUCAGCGUCGUUCCCAAUCUUAUUCAUGACCUCAACUUGUUUAUCAACGUUUUCAAUCUCGAAGGUGGCAAUAAGAUUUCCAAUCUUGAUGUUGCAGCUGGUAAUUUCAUCACCAAAGUAGAUUCCACAAACAAUGUCGAGAAGAUUUCUGUUGAAUCUCUUGACUCCAACUCUUACAAUCAAUAUCUCAGUGUUGCGGUCUAUGUGGCUUCCUCUCUCAUUGAAAAACAACGUUUUGCCUUAUUGAUCUCCCAUCCUCAAGAUUUGUUCGAACAAGUGUCAGCAGAGACAUGUGUAUUCAGUACCGAACUUCCAAUAGAAACCUCCGUGGGAGUGUAUAUUGGUAUUGCGAUAGGAAUCAUUCUCUUCUUAGCAAUUGUUAGCGGUUUGGGAGUGGCUGCCUACUUUUUAAUCAACUCUUACAUGGUCCGAAAAAACUUAUUACGCCACAUGAGGUUAGCAUCCCAUAACCAGGAUGAACCCAUGUCAGAAUUUAACUAUUACAAGAGAUAA